UUCAAGAUCUAAACGAUGCCUUACUACACGCACGCCGAGGAUGAAGUCACUGACUUCGAAGAGUACGAUCCGACGCCGUACGGCGGGGGAUACGACAUUUACCUGACCUUCGGCCGUCCUCUCGACCCGUCCGACGAGACCUGCCACCCCAACUCAUCGCCGACUGAUGAUUUCGAUUACGAUCGCCCCCAGUUCUCGUCGUACUCCGAGCCCUCCGCCUACGCCGACGAGGCUCUCGAAGACGAGUACACACACUACGCCCGACCGGCGCACCGACCCGGACCAGCUGUCGGGUUCAAUCCCGGCGGGGGACAUCCAGAGGGAGAGUACGAAGGAAGGCCCCAGCCGGCCUAUGGUUUCCAGCCUGGUGGGGAGGAGAGGCCCGAGUUCGGAUCCGAGAGGCCUGAAUCGGGUUAUGGUCGGAAGCCCGAGUAUGGACAAUCCGGUUCGGAAUACGGCUCUGGGUACCAACGAAGGCCCGAAGCUGAUGAGCCCAGCUCCGAAUACACUGGGUACGGUCGGAAGCCGGAACACGAGGCGCUCGAAUCGGAGUAUGGAUCUGGGCACGGGCGAAAGCCUGAGUAUAAAGCACCCGAACCCGAGUAUGGAUCUGGGUACGGGAGAAAGCCCGAGAAUAAGGCACCCGAACCCGAGUAUGGAUCUGGGUACGGGAGAAAGCCCGAGUAUAAGGCACCCGAACCCGAGUAUGGAUCUGGGUACGGGAGAAAGCCCGAGUACGAGGCACCCGAGUCCGAAUAUGGAUCUGGGUACGGGCGAAAGCCUGAGUUUGAGGCACCGCCAGCUGAAUUCGGAUCUGAGUAUGGUCGCAAACCCAGCUACGGUGAGGAAUCUGGUUAUGGCGAAGAGCCACCGAGAAAGCCGAGCUAUGGUGAGGAGGGUAGUUAUGGCGAAGAGCCGCCGAGAAGGCCAAGCUAUGGGCAGCCCAGCUAUGAGACACCAGAAAGCGAGGAGAGGCCGAGCUAUGGGAGGACCGAGUUUGAGAGGCCGGGUCACGGCGAAGAGCCGCCGCGGAGGACCGGCUAUGGAGAUGAGCCGCCACCGCCGAGGAGGACCGGCUAUGGAGAUGAGCCGACCGGUUAUGGAGAUGAGCCGCCACCGCCGCGGAGGACCGGCUAUGGAGAUGAGCCGCCACCGCCGAGGAGGACCGGCUAUGGAGAUGAGCCGCCACCGCCAAGGAGGACCGGCUAUGGAGAUGAGCCGCCACCGCCGAGGAUGACUGGUUAUGGAGAUGAGCCGCCACCCCCGAGGCCUAGCUAUGGGAGGCCCAGCUAUGAGGGCCAGGAAAGUGGGGAGUAUGAGAAGCCCAGCUAUGGGAGGAGCGAGGAGCAGGGGUACGGUGAAGAAGGCUACUGGUCGCAAGAAAUAUGGAAAUGACGACUCAGAUGACGAUGAGGAGAAAAAGCAGCGCCGCCACAAGCACCACCACCAACGCAAGAGCUAUGACGAUGAGUGAUCAUAAUACUUACUGCCUUAUUAACGGGAGAUCCAUGCCGAACUUUAGCUACUAAAUAAAGGGGUUUCGGCAUGUUUUCCUUUGAGUGGUAUUGUGUUACAUGUGUGAGUGUGUGUUCUAAACGCUAAACGGAGGCUAUCCGAAUUCAAGCGUGCGGUCGUGUGUGCAUCGUUGCUCCGCAAUAAUCAUACUUAAAACCGGAUUGGAUUGUAUUUAGUCCAUUAAUUUAUGUGUGUUAAGUUUAUCUAUGAACCUUUUAUUGCUA
Molecule: messenger RNA, 1739 nt
Organism: Pyrus x bretschneideri (Chinese white pear)
Lineage: Eukaryota; Viridiplantae; Streptophyta; Magnoliopsida; Rosales; Rosaceae
Exons: 2
Coding region: 16-1395 (459 amino acids)
Molecular function (GO): phosphatidic acid binding
Source: RefSeq, a predicted model, not a curated record